Molecule: messenger RNA, 1416 nt
Organism: Engraulis encrasicolus (European anchovy)
Lineage: Eukaryota; Metazoa; Chordata; Actinopteri; Clupeiformes; Engraulidae
Exons: 8
Coding region: 1-1416 (471 amino acids)
Source: RefSeq, a predicted model, not a curated record
AUGGCCAUCGAGGACGAGGAAGAAGAAGACAGAGGCCAGUAUCCCCCAGAGGGAAAUGUGUUACAACAUAUGGUCAAGUAUAUAUACCAGAGGAAGAAGAUUCCAGCUGUUCUUCCUCCUGACCAAUUGAGGCCUGCCCACUACCCGAAACACCUCAAACCAAUGGAGUUAUUCUGUGAAAAAUGCCCUGACCACACGCCUUUGAGCGAGGCUGUGCUUAUAACUUCUAAAGCGAAAAUAGUCACUUUGAUUGAUGUGAUUGAGGACAUAUCAACAUACAGGAGGAACUGCAACAGAUGUGGCAUGGUCUACCGAUAUCAGGAGUGGACCGAUGGAGUUCACAAUUAUGAUGACCAUGUCUUAAUAUCCCAUCACCUGAGCAUGUUCCUCAGGAACAGCCUCCAGACACAUCAGGCGGUUGGAAGCUCAAUUGAGGUGCUGCAGGAGACAAGUGGGGAAAAGUAUCCCUCCAAACAACGGAUGCUGCAGGCCUACCUGAGCUUUGAGGCACUGACAGACCAUAAGUACGAAUAUUCCUGUGUGUCCUGCGGUUACCACCCCUCUACUGUCAUCAUGGACCUUCACAGGAAAAGGGUCUUUCACAUGCCUGCAAGCAACAUUGAGGACCCGCCACCUGAAUACAAGGGCCGUGUGAAUGCCACAUCUUUCUGGGAGAUGAUAGGCUUGGAAAUGAUAAGCCGUGGACUAGUCCCCUGUAAGGACAUAAUGAUUUUCCGCCAUCGAUCAUACAACAACUGGGCCCCAUGGGUUAGCCCACACACAAGAGCGUCCGAGGAGAUAAUGAACACAGAGUAUUGUAAGGCAUUGCAGGCCAAUCCUACAACCAGUGGGGAGCUGGACGUCACGGAGGAACGACUGACGGACGAGCUCCUCAAGCUCAGGUCCAGGGCAACCUAUGACAAGGUCUUUGCCAAGAUAUGGGGAGCCUCUGGUGGUUGGGCAGUUGUCACCUGCCCAUGUGGCAUUAUUUACAGGAUUAAGUUUAACUUGAGAGCAGAGAGUCCCAGGGACUUUGCAGACAUUUUACUGUCCAUGGCCCAUUUUCCGAAUGUUUGCAUUUAUGACUUUGCUCGGGGACUAGCAACUUAUUUAAAUGGCAGGCAGCCCCUUACUUUGUCCCUUAAUGCCGGAAGGUUGCUGCCCCCCACAGAGGAGAACAUAAAGGGAGCAUCUGAGGGCACAGUAAAAGUCAGCCUCCCAUGGUUGUGGAGCAAGAAAGAAGUGCCUGACAGGGGUGGGAACCCCAUCAUGGGGUCAUCAGAGCAUUACACUCUGUAUGAUCGUUUCCAUGAGCGGAAUACAAAAGACCCCCGUGACUCGCUCAGGAAAGUGGAGCUGGUGCCGGAACUGCUUGGGUGGGUCAACAGCCAGUGGCGACUGCGACUGCUCACCUAA